Molecule: messenger RNA, 4534 nt
Organism: Bufo bufo (common toad)
Lineage: Eukaryota; Metazoa; Chordata; Amphibia; Anura; Bufonidae
Gene: ADAR
Product: adenosine deaminase RNA specific
Exons: 15
Coding region: 158-3508 (1116 amino acids)
Biological process (GO): RNA processing; adenosine to inosine editing
Cellular component (GO): cytoplasm; nucleolus
Molecular function (GO): tRNA-specific adenosine deaminase activity; double-stranded RNA binding; double-stranded RNA adenosine deaminase activity
Source: RefSeq, a predicted model, not a curated record
GAAGAGAAAGGAAACUGAAACUCUUCAGCUUUAGAACCAGGAAGCUCCCGUCCGUCCGGUGCUCGCUGCUCCUCGUACUGUGUACGCAGCUCUCCAUGCUGGCCACUAAACUGUCUCAUUACAGGCUCAGUGGGGGAGAGGGCCAUUCAUCUGUUGUAUGAGUGCAGACCCUCGUCGUCGCUCCUCGCACCCACUGGCAAUGAAUGUGAGAUCGCACCCAGGGCAUCGCGCUCACCCGCUGUACCCCCAUAACCCUAACCCUGUUUCUUUGGUUAACCCUUUCCUCUCACAGGAGCAGCAAAACCUCCUCAGAGAACAGAGAGCCUUUCUACUGAGCGGUCAGCCGGAAUUCCCCACUUAUCACAACCACACAGCCGCCUGGAGCUCUUACCGCCAACCGGCGCGGCACUACAUCCUUCAGCAGCCUCCUCCGCCCAAAGUACGUCCACCUCCCCACGCUCCCAAGUGGCGCGCUGACAGAAGCACCCACGACCUGACAGAGCAUUUCCAGCGUCUCGACUUGUCUCACCACCCUCUAGAAAACGAUUUAUUGCAGAAAUUCAACGCCCUCCAUGAAGGUGACUUCCUGACCGCCAUUUCCUUAUCCAGGGUGUUAAGAAUCGAGAAAAAAACCAUCAACCGCCAUCUUUACAUCCUUGAAAGGAAGCACCUGUUGUGUAAAGAGGAAGGGAAGCCACCCAAGUGGAGACUCAGCAGGAGAUCCCUACACCUCACUGAAGAUCCCAAGGAAGAGCCAUCGUCUCCUGAGCAGUCAGCUGAAAUCAUGAGUGAGAACAAGGAGAAGCUGUGUGAGUUCCUGUACCAGUCCCCGGGCUCCACUCCCGCCAGCAUCCGCAAGGGACUCGGCGUGUCCAAGAUGAACGAGAUCAACCAGCUCUUGACCACCCUGGAGAAGCAGGGCGAGGUGUGCCGGCAGGGCAACACCACCAAGUGGUCACUGACCGAUCGCAAGCGUGAGAGGUUGUUCCUGAAGAAGAGAGCGGCUGAGAUCCACGAGAACGAGAAGGCCGACCUCACCGUCGCCAAUUCCGAGAACGGACAGCAGGGGGCAACACCGGACGUCAGCAGCUUGACGCCAGAAGUGAAUGAGGUGGCAGAUAUGACCGUCGAGGAGCCGCCUGCUAAGCGAAUUAAAGAGAUGCCAGUGGAUUGUGAAAACGGCCGCUGGGCGUUGGACGAGGACACGGGCAAGGACGACGCAAUGGGAGGGAUACAGUCUGCUUGUGUGCAGAACUACGAGCCCACCGUGGUGCGCUCCCGACUGGACAAGCUGCAGGAGUGCCAGGCCAAGAACCCCGUGAGCGGGCUGCUCGAGUUCGCCAACUUCUUCUCCCUUCACUGCGACUUUGUGCUCCUGGACCAGAGUGGGCCGUCCCACGACCCCAGGUUUAAGAUCCAGGUGGUGAUUGAUGGUCGCCGAUUUCCAGAGGCCGAGGCCAGCAGCAAGAAGACUGCAAAGAAGGAGGCCGCCUCGCUGGCCCUACGGGUCCUCCUGCGUGAAGAACAAGGAGGCACCCAGGAGGAGGUUCUGGCAGAGCAGAUCCCGAUGGAGACCCCCGAAGAUGUGGUAAGGGAAGCCCACUCGACCACUGGACACGGCAGGCAGCUCAUAUAUUGGAGCCCCCUGCUGGUCAGCCUGUUUAAUGAGGAGCUAAAACUUCUUUAUUUCUUGCAGCCGAAAAGUGCUCCUCAGAUUGGGGGGAAAAACCCAGUCAGCAUUCUGAUGGAGCACAGCCAGAAGUCGGGGAACAUGUGCGAGUUCCUGCUCGUGAGUCAGGAAGGACCCCCUCAUGACCCCAAGUUCAAGUACAUGGUGAAAAUGGGCACUCAGACGUUCCCAGAGAUGGUGGCCAACAGUAAAAAGCUGGCAAAGCAAAUGGCCGCCGAGGCUGCCGUCAACCAGCUGCUUGGAGACAACCUUUUACAGCCAGAAAAGCCGGAGCCUGUUCAUGAGGUCGUCGCCACCGAAUUUCCCCCCAUCCCAGAGCUUUCUGUCGAGGACCUGAAGAUGGCGCAGCAGUCAGGCGUCGGAGAGUUCAUCAAGUAUCUGAACGCCAACCCUGUCAGCGGGCUCCUGGAGUACUCCCGCGCCAAGGGCUUCGCAGCAGAGUUUAAGAUGGUCAGUCAGAGUGGACCACCGCAUGAUCCCAAAUUUGUGUUCCAAGCCAAAGUCGGGGGUCGCUGGUUUCCUCCAGUCACCGCAUCAAACAAGAAGCAGGCUAAAGCCGAGGCGGCUGACGCUGCCUUGAGGGUCCUUAUUGGAGAGGCUGAAAAAGCGAUUCGGGAAGGAGACAGCUUGACGGAGCUCCCCGUGACCGGUAGCACGUUCCACGACCAGAUUGCCAUGCUUAGCCACCACAAGUUCAACAGCCUGACAGCCCGCAUCCAAAACAGCCUCCUGGGCAGGAAAAUCCUGGCGGCCAUCAUCAUGAAGCGCCACAGCGAGGACCUGGGCACGGUCGUUAGUAUUGGCACUGGGAACCGGUGUGUGAAGGGCGAGGAGCUGAGUCUGCGCGGGGAGACUGUCAAUGACUGCCACGCUGAGAUCAUCUCACGCAGAGGCUUCAUCAGGUUCCUGUACGAUCAGCUGAUGAAGUAUAACCCCGACACUCCGGAGGACAGUAUAUUUGAGGAGUCUGAGGGGGUGAUGCUGAGGGUUCGCCCUGGGGUCACCUUCCAUCUCUAUAUCAGUACCGCUCCCUGUGGUGAUGGGGCGCUCUUCGACAAGUCAUGCAGUGACCAGCCCUGUGCGGACGGAGACAAGCAGCAUUACCCACUGUUCGAGAACCCCAAACAAGGGAAGCUGCGAACCAAAGUGGAGAAUGGGGAAGGCACUAUUCCUGUAGAGUCCAGCGACAUCGUCCCCACCUGGGAUGGCAUCCAGCACGGCGAGAGGCUCCGCACCAUGUCCUGCAGUGACAAGAUCAUGCGGUGGAACGUGCUGGGGCUUCAGGGAGCUGUCCUGUCGCAUUUCAUCGAGCCGGUGUACCUCAGCUCCGUCACUCUCGGAUACCUGUUCAGCCAGGGUCACCUGUCACGAGCGAUCUGCUGCCGGAUGGCCAGGGACGGGGAAGCCUUCCAGCGCCAGUUACCAGAUCUCUUCGUGGUCAAUCACCCCGAGGUUGGACGGGUCAGUGUCUAUGAUUCUCAUCGGCAAACUGGGAAAACCAAGGAGUCUAGUGUGAACUGGUGCUUAGCAGACGAGGAGGUUGAGGUUCUGGAUGGAACAAAGGGCAAAGUGGAAGGGUCCCGGCAGGAAGUUUCUCGCGUUUCGAAGCUCCACAUGUUUGUCUUCUUCCAAAAUCUGUGUGUCCUGCGCGGCCGCCAAGAGCUCCUCUGUCACACCUCCUACAGCGACAUCAAAGCGGCGUCCAUCCCCUACCAGCAGGCUAAAGGACUCUUCUUUAAAGCCCUGCAGGAGAUGGGGUACGGGAGCUGGAUCAGCAAACCCCAGGAGGAGAAGAACUUCACUCUGCCCACAAAUUAACGACGUGCGGUUUUCCAGGCGCUCUCUUGUUUUUUUUGUAUUGGAAUGUCACUAGGUCUGCACUGAUAGGGGCUGGGGGAGACGACCCAAGCGCCAGUCUGCCAGGCUCCUCCAGAAACCUAGCCGAACCCCUUUCUGCCCGCCAUGAAAUUCUCCAUUUUAACUGCUCGGUCAAUCUGUCUGUAACAUAAAUUUGUCACUUUCUGUACGGCACGUGGCAGGCGCCGACGGAUCCAGUUUACUCUUGAAGGCUGGGUCCGCCAGCGCCCGCCUCUUUGGCCUUACAGAGUUCAUGUCAUGGUCCACCUGUUGCUAGGCAACGGGCUAACGUAAUGACCAUAAUUCUUACCCUUUUAAGAACCAAAGUAGCCGCCAUUAAAUUUGACUAUUCCGAAGGAAGGUACGGACCGCUGCUGGCCCACAUGAGCAGUGCACGCUUUUGUGUCCCACCCGUUGGUGGUAGCACCUCUUUGUUAGCCAUCUUGGUUCUGCUGGGUUUCUGCAAGGCUCUUGGCAGCACUGGUGCCGACCCAGUUUUCUUUUAGUGUUUGCUCUCAGCAUCCUUUUUUUUAUAUAGUUAGUAUUUUUUUGCAUUCGGAGGCUGUGCGGUUUCGUAGUCCUUGGUUUCCCCAUGCACGUCUGACUGCUGCCGCUUCCCGUUAGAUCCGUAGUCAGACAUUGGCCGCUGUAACAUUCGCCAGUUUGGUUCUUUUUAUUUUUUUAGGAACAUUCCACAUCUAAAGUUUUCCCAAACUGGAUUGUGUCCUCCCAGGUGUCAGGAUCUUUUUCUAUCUCCGAUGUACAUAGCUCCGCCCUCCACCGCUUUGCGUGUUCUUCCCGUGUCGUAGGCAUUGGAGUUGCAUGAUCUUUUUUUAUUUUAAUUGUUUCUGUAGGUCAGUUUUAAUGAUGAGACCAGCCGGACGGUGAGACACCGCCAACCUUUGUAAGACGUGGCUGGUCUUAAACAAUGGAGAUAUAUAUUGACAUAAAUUAAAGUGACACAAUAAAGAUUGUUAAAUCCGGCGA